Molecule: messenger RNA, 1755 nt
Organism: Papaver somniferum (opium poppy)
Lineage: Eukaryota; Viridiplantae; Streptophyta; Magnoliopsida; Ranunculales; Papaveraceae
Product: ubiquitin carboxyl-terminal hydrolase 13-like
Exons: 1
Coding region: 1-1755 (584 amino acids)
Source: RefSeq, a predicted model, not a curated record
AUGUGUAACGUGGAUGAGAAUGACAUUGCUGAACAUCUGAGGAUUAGGUUGAAGAAAGAACAAGAAGAAAAGGAGCAAAAGGAGAAGGAAGAAGCAGAGGCUCACCUGUAUACCAUUAUAAAGGUUGCUCGAAAUGAGGACUUUUCUGAACAGAUUGGGAGAGAGAUCUAUUUUGACCUUGUUGAUCACAAAAAAGUUUGCAGUUUUCGUAUCCAGAAACAAAUGCCUUUUAACCUUUUCAAGGUGGAGGUUGCUAAAGAGUUUGGUGUGCCUGUGCAAUUUCAGCGGUUUUGGUUAUGGGCAAAGCGCUUAAAUCAUACUUAUCGUCCAUACCGACCGUUAACUCUUCAAGAGGAGACACAAUCCGUUGAAAACGCUAGAGAAAUGUCAAAUAAGGAAGCUGGCAAUGGGGCAUGGAACUACCAAGAGCUAAAGCUAUUCUUGGAAACAGAGAUUGGGCCGGAAUCACAUCCCAUUCCUCCUCCUUGUCAUAAUGAGAAAGAAGAUAUUCUUCUUUUUUUCAAGCUAUAUGAUGCUGAAAAGGAAGAAAUUCGGUAUGUGGGGAGACUUUUUGUGAAGGGUAGUGGUAAGCCUUUCGAAAUUCUUAAAAAGCUUAAUGGGAUGGCCGAGUUUUCGCCAGAUGAAGAAAUAGAACUUUAUGAGGAAAUAAAGUUUGAGCCUGUUGUUAUGUGUGACCGCAUAGACAAGAAGCUCACCUUCCGCGAUAGCAAGCUUGAAGAUGGGGACAUUAUUUGCUUCCAGAAACCCGCUUCAGCUGAUAGUAUGACACCAAACCGCUAUCCUGAUGUUCCUUCUUUCCUGGAAUAUGUUCAUAACCGUCAGAUUGUGCAUUUCCGAUCUUUGGAGAAACCGACCGAAGAAGAUUUUUGUUUUGAGCUGUCAAAGGUAUCAAAAUAUGAUGAUGUCACGGAAAGAGUAGCUGGCCAUCUUGGUUUGAGUGACCCAACAAAGAUCAGACUUACCUCUCAUGACUGUUACUAUCAGAAACCUAAACCCCAAGCUAUUAAGUAUCAAGGUAUUGGCCACUUGUCUGAGAUGUUGAUUCACUUCCACCGGACAUCUGAUAUUUUGUAUUACGAAGUCCUGGACGUCCCUUUACCCGAGUUGCAAGAUUUGAAAACUCUAAAGAUUGCAUUCCCUUAUUCAACAAGAAAUGAUAUGGUCGUUCAUAGUAUUAGACUUCCAAAACAAAGUACAGUUGGUGAUCUGAUUAAUGAUCUGAAGACAAAGGUUGAGCUGUCUCAUCCGGAUGCGGAACUUAGAUUGCUGGAAGUUUUCUCCCACAAGAUUUUCAAGGUUUUUACGUUUAGUGACAAUAUUGUGAACAUUAAUGAUCAAUGCUCGACGCUAAGGGCAGAGGAGAUUCUAGAGGAGGAGAAGAACUUGGGUCCUCAGGAUCGCUUGAUUCAUGUUUAUCAUUUCGCAAAAGAUGGACAUCUGGCACGGAAUUUUGGGGAACCAUUUUUCUUGGUCAUCCAUGAAGGAGAGACUUUAGAUGUAGUCAAAUUGCGCAUACAGAAGAAAUUGCAGGUUCCUGACAAGGAAUUUGCUAAGUGGAAGGUUGCAUUUUUUUCAUCGCUGCGUCGACCCGAGUACCUUCAGGAUUCAGAUACAGUGUGCAGCUGUUUUCAGAGAAGUGUUUAUGGAGCUUGGGGGCAGUAUCUUGGGUUGGAGCAUUCUGAUAGUUCCCCAAAAAGAGCAUAUGCAGCCAGUAAUAAUCUACAAAUAGGGUAA